This is a messenger RNA of Heterostelium album PN500, 780 nucleotides long. Its product is annotated as paramecium surface antigen repeat-containing protein. Gene Ontology annotation, biological process: negative regulation of Wnt signaling pathway; multicellular organism development. The transcript is spliced from 3 exons. The coding region runs from base 1 to 780 and encodes 259 amino acids. The record is from RefSeq and is a predicted model, not a curated record. Lineage: Eukaryota; Evosea; Eumycetozoa; Acytosteliales; Acytosteliaceae. Gene Ontology annotation, cellular component: extracellular region.
AUGAAUAAAAUAUUAAUAGUAAUAAUUAUUUUUGCAUUGAUAUUAAUAUUCCCUCAGUAUAUUUUGGGUGCCUCAAACAAGACCCAUUGUGAAUAUGUAUUAUGCGUACCUGAAGGAAACAAAUGUAAUCCUCACUCACUUGGAUCCGAGUGUGAAUAUGGAACCUAUUGCUUAAUUGGAAAGAACAAAAGUCCAGUCUGUACCAAAUACGCAGAUGUUGGCGAAACUUGCUCAAGUUCACAUCUUUGUUGGCCAGAUUUAAGAUGUGAAUCUAAAGGACAUAGACCAGUGAGUAUUUGUCAAAAUUUAGGAUAUUUGGCAGCUGGCGAAGAAUGUCGACAAUCAAGUGAGUGUGCAACCAAUAAUCUCAUUUGUAAAAAAGGAAUAUGUCAUCUAAGAUCGAGUACUUGCAGUUCUCCAGAGGAAUGUGACCACGACCAUUUCUGUCAAGCUGGAAAGUGUAUGAAACGAGUUGGAGAAGGAAAGAUUUGUCGCGCUAGACAAGAAUGUAAAGUUGGCUUCUUGUGUUCUGGUGGGGUCUGUAUGAAACCAUUCCAAUUGGAAGAAGGUGCUGCCUGUCAUUACCAUUUCGAUUACAAUAGCGGUGGAGUACCUCUGAUCGACUGUAAUAUUGGUAAGGGUCUCUACUGCGACUUUGAAGACAACAAAGAUAUUGGAAAGUGUACGAAAUUCCAAGAGACCGACGGACCUUGUGAUAAUCACAACGCCAAGUGUCAAUGGAUGGAGCAAUCUGCCAGAACAGAAUCAACUUUGGAUUGA